AUGGUUUACGGCAAAAGGUGUCAUUUGCCGGUAGAGCUGGAGCACAAGACAUUUUGGGCAGUUAAUAAGGUGAACUAUGACUGGAAUGAGGCAGGCCAAGCAAGGAAACUUGAGAUGAACUAUGACUGGAAUGAGGCAGGCCAAGCAAGGAAACUUGAGAUUCAAGAGUUGGAGGAAAUCAAAAGAGAGGCGUAUGACAAUGCAGUUCUCUACAAAGAAAGAAUGAAGAAGAGUCACGACGCCCUGAUCAUGAACAAGUUGUUCAACUAUGGGCAAAAGGUCCUUCUGUACCAAACUCGGUUCAAAUUUGCCUCAGGGAAGCUAAGUACAAAAUGGAUUGGACCGUUUGAAGUACAAGCCCAAUUCCCAAAUGGAGUUGUCGAAGUCAAGAAUCCAAAGUCAGGGAAAGUAUUCAAGGUGAAUGGGCAAAGAUUGAAGGCCUAUUAUGGGCAUGAACCAGGAAUUGGGGAGGAGCUUGAUCCAUCCCCAGACACAAAUCUCUCUGGAUAA
This is a messenger RNA of Salvia miltiorrhiza (redroot sage), 510 nucleotides long. RefSeq lists its product as uncharacterized. The transcript has a single exon. NCBI's taxonomy places the organism in Eukaryota, Viridiplantae, Streptophyta, Magnoliopsida, Lamiales, Lamiaceae. The coding region runs from base 1 to 510 and encodes 169 amino acids. The record is from RefSeq and is a predicted model, not a curated record.